Haliotis rufescens (red abalone) is the source of this 4331-nucleotide messenger RNA. RefSeq names its product polycomb protein EED-like. The record is from RefSeq and is a predicted model, not a curated record. Gene Ontology annotation, cellular component: ESC/E(Z) complex. Bases 19 to 1317 code for a protein of 432 amino acids. Gene Ontology annotation, molecular function: nucleosome binding; protein binding. Gene Ontology annotation, biological process: negative regulation of transcription by RNA polymerase II. Lineage: Eukaryota; Metazoa; Mollusca; Gastropoda; Lepetellida; Haliotidae. The transcript has 12 exons.
CGUGAUCUCAGUUUCAAAAUGUCGGACAGCGAAGAAAGUGUACCGCCUUUGUCCAAAAAACAACGUGUAUUCACUCAAGUGCAGAAUGAUGGAUCUGGCGAUGAAAUGGAUGAGAUAUCAAGCACAACAAGCACCAAGGAAGAGGAGUCGUCGCGGAGUGACACACCCACGUUGGUGUCGCGAAGGAUGGGGAGUAUCGGGAGGAUGAAGAAGGGAUGGAAGAAGUGUAAGCUACAGUACAAGUGUACAAACUUCCUUAAGGAAGACCAUGGGCAGCCCAUAUUUGGUAUUCAGGUGAACAUGAAUGUCCGCGAUGGAGAGCCUGUCAUGUUUGCCACGACUGGCUGCAAUAGGGUCACCAUAUAUGAAUGUCUGGAUAACGGCAAGGUGAAGGUCCUUCAGGCAUACAUAGAUCCUGCAAAUGAUGAAAACUUCUAUUGCUGUGCCUGGUCCUAUGAUGAGGUGGGGCAGCCCCUGUUGGCGGCGGCCGGUCUGCGAGGGAUCGUACGGAUCAUCAGCCCUCUUGCCAUGCAGUGUAUCAAGCACUUUAUAGGCCACGGAAAUGCAGUGAAUGAAUUGAAAUUUCAUCCUCGGGAUCCCAACCUGCUGCUGUCUGUCAGUAAAGAUCACACGCUACGUAUCUGGAACAUCAAGACUGACCUGUGUGUCAUGAUCCUGGGCGGGGUCGAUGGACACCGAGACGAAGUGCUCAGUGCGGACUUCAACAUAGACGGGUCCCGCAUCGUGUCGUGUGGAAUGGACCACUCCCUGAAGAUGUGGAAGAUUGACACAGAGAUGUUCCGAGAUGCAGUCCUGGCGUCCUACAAUUACAACCCUGGAAAAAAUAACUUACCAUUCCCAACAGUCUCCAACCAUUUCCCCGACUUCUCUACACGGGACAUUCACCGGAACUAUGUGGACUGUGUGAAGUGGCUCGGAAACUUUGUUCUUUCAAAGUCGUGUGAGAACAGCAUCAUCUGCUGGAAGCCUGCGAGUCUGGACUACACUGACACCAACAUCAAGGCCUCUGACAACACCGUGUCCAUCCUACACAGGUUCGAGUACAGGGAGUGUGAGAUCUGGUACAUGCGCUUCUGUCUCGACUACUUUCAGAAGAUAAUGGCGUUGGGAAACCAGGUGGGAAAGAUCUUUGUGUGGGACCUGGAUGUUGAAGACCCAACGCUAUGCAGAUUUACAAAAUUGUCUCAUGCGAAGUGUACUGUCGCCAUACGUCAAACAGCCCUCUCAAAAGAUGGAAACAUCCUAUUGGCUGUCACUGAUGAUGGAAUGAUGUGGAGGUGGGACAGAAUCAAGUGAAUAGCCAAUCAAAGCUGCUUAUACCAAAGGGAGACCACUCUGGAUCAACACAUCAAGUUGCCAAGCAACCAUGAAAGAGAAGACAUACUGAUACAAAACUAUUGAACAUAGGUUAAUGUGUUCUACCAUGAAUCAUGGCUAAUAAUCUUAGUGCAUUGGAAACAAAUCUUUGGCAAUGCAGGCUUACAAUUGUUGAUAGUAAGAAUUUGGAAAAUGAAUGUUGCUUAGACAUGGUUAAAGAGGGACCAGAGCAGGGUCAAUUCGGUUGUGUUAAAGUUGAUUCAGUCAUUUAAAACCUGAUAUUCUUUGCAGGAAAACUAGUACUUUUAAACAUGGCAUGAAAGGUUAACUGGUAUGAAAGAAUUGGGUGGUCCUUAAAGUUUUGUUAGGGCUAAAAAAAUCAAAGAAUUGGUUCUCAGGCAAUGGCUUUUGAAAAUAUUGGUGGGGGGGGGGGGCUUUUUUUUAAAACUAGUAUGCUACCAAAUAAACAGCCUCCCUACAAUAACAUUUUCCUUGAUAAGUAAAAUACUGGAAUACAGAAUUUGACUACCGUUGGCCGGCAAUGAGCUUUGAUUUUAUCUCACAUGGCGAAAACAUUAUCUUGGGCACACAAGACAAAGAUGCAUGUCAACUGACAUGUACUGACAUGUACUGAAGUAUGCCAGUUCGUCCUAUUAUUACAAUAUCUGGCUUUAAAAGUGUUCAUUGUGUAUCUGGACAUACGUUUGUAAUCCAUAUUAUUACUUUUCUCCAUGGUUUCGAGCAUUAGUUGUUCGAGAUACACAGUUUGAAUUUGUAAAUCAUCAUGUCGAGGGAUGUUUUAUCGUAAAUUUCAUUGACUAGAUUUGCAAACGGCAAAGAAGCACACAGACUCCUAUUGCCGCCAUGAUCAUUAUAUGAGGUGUGCAGUAAAGCAGUGCACAUGUAAAGGGAAGUAACUGCCUGCUGCAUUGGAUCGCAACUGUGCCUGAGAACCAAGACUUAUUUGUUUUAGCCUUAGUGGUAUAUACUAAGCUACCACUAAGUUUUAUUAAAACAUUUCCUUGAGUUUCAUCAGAUCCAGGUCCCCCUGUAUUAUAUGUGUGGGAUCAGAGCGAACCUGUGGGAAAGUAGAGAGAACAACUUUGUUUUUGAUGUGUCGGUGCUGAAGACGAUUGUCUGGGGUGUUGUUUUAUAUGCCAUCAUGACCUGUGCAGAAUCUCAGGACUUGCAUCUGUACAAACUCAUUUUUGAACACAUUGUUUUCAGAUCAUUUUAAAGAUAUUUUUAUCAAAUAAGGCCAUUAUUUUGUUUGUUUGUUGGAUCAUGGAGCUGACCUUAAUCCGUUAUGAAAAUAUACAAUAAUCAAAUUAAACACCUUUUUUUUCGUCAUCAAGACACACACCAGAAUAUUUUUGUAAUGCACUUUUUUAUAUUAAAAAAUGAUCAAAUAAAUGCUGAAUUGGAUAUUCAUGUUACCAAAUCAUCAUUCACAACUGAUUCUUUGCACAAGAAAUCUAGCGUUCUGUCCCUUGUCCUUGAUACACUGUCUUGGCCAAAGUUAACUGCCUUAAUUUUCAGAGAAAAGCAAACAUUUCCACACUUAAUAAGUUUAGAAGUCAAAGGUAUGUAAGUUGAGUCUGAAGUCCAUUUCUUUCCUCCUCUGACUUGAAACAGCUGUGAUCCAACUACAUCAUAAUUGAUGACCUUUUCUCAUUACAUCUGACUGCAACCUUUGCUGAAUACAAUGUCUGUGUCAAUUGUCAUUGUAUGUGUCAUUUCUGAAAUAAUUGGCAUUUCGACACAAACAAAUAUGAUCAUUACACCUUGAAAAUAUUGGAGGUGGAUGUACUUUAAAAUAUGAAUUUGUAUUAAGCCAGAAAAUAUUGAUGUAUUAUGAGGUUCACUGUUGAUAGUUGAACACCUGUCCAACCAACCUUUUGCAACAUUAAUGCCCCAAAUUAUAAAAUAUUCACGUUCUGCCGUCAUCAUACAGUAGAAAGCACCUGUCCUGGUGUUAGUGGACAUCCUCGACCAACUUCUCGAGGCAAGAGAGUUAACUGACAUUAAAAGUCCAGUUUCCACCCUUGCUGAACUAGGCUUGAAUUCCUGGGCGCCACCAGUGGCUAUUACAUGUACCAGUUAUGUCCGUUCUAAGCCUCUCCUAUUGACCAAUCAGAUCCCCCCUCUCGUGUAACUUGCAUUUGCUUCAAACAAAAUGGCAGCGCCCAGUCUAUACAAUCAGAUUAAUCAUCAAAAUCUAUUUAGUGAUAAAACGGGUCUUCCAUCACAAAAUGCAUCAACUCAAGUGAGCACCUUGAAUAAAAACAUGAAAGGGAUUUGGUAUAUAUCUGCUGACGAGUUAGUGGUGCACAUGCUUUGCAAAUCCUGCAAUCGACCAAAAUCUGCACGACAGUUUACGAACCGGAUUUUGGUUUCAUUGCGCGAUUCUGAUUGGACUAUGCAUAGACUUGUUAGUCCAGCCGAAAUGCAACUCCAUAAUACCAGCCUAGUUCGGCAAGGGUGGAAACUACUUUUAUAGUCAGUUAACUCUCUUGUCUCAGGAAGAUGUCCCUCAACAGAAUAACAAAUGUCACACAGUGUAUAUAUUUGUACAUACAUGAAGCUCUUGCUUGUUUUUAGUGUCAUACAAGUCAUUCAUUUCUUUGUUGGUGCCUGGAACUAAACUGCCUGUACCACAUACCCUAAGUCCAUUAAUGUCCUAUAAAAAAACAUGCUCGGGUUGAAUCUACCCUGGCUUGACCAAAGCACCAAAAGAAAUAAUUGCCUGUCUGGUCAAUUGUAAGGAAUAAAUAAAUAUUUUUAAAAACUUAUGCAAGUGCCUUUGAUAAGAAUAAAUUCUUCCUCAAUUCAACCUCAGCUGUUCAAACCUUCAGACUAAAUAUAUCCUGCCACUCAGUCAAGGAUUUUCGGAAUGUCCCAGAUAGUUUAUGUCCAGGCUUUCAACUGAUUUCAUUACAUGAACAUGUCGUGCCUUGUAUUUGAUGACAAUAAAAGGGCACAACCAUCUGCAA